This is a messenger RNA of Desarmillaria tabescens, 1122 nucleotides long. RefSeq names its product F1F0 ATP synthase assembly protein Atp10. Bases 10 to 894 code for a protein of 294 amino acids. The transcript has 5 exons. Gene Ontology annotation, biological process: mitochondrial proton-transporting ATP synthase complex assembly. Gene Ontology annotation, cellular component: mitochondrial inner membrane. The record is from RefSeq and is a predicted model, not a curated record. Lineage: Eukaryota; Fungi; Basidiomycota; Agaricomycetes; Agaricales; Physalacriaceae.
CUUCGGACAAUGGCCACUUUUUUGCAUGUUGCUCGUCAAUGGCCGCGUCGUGACAUUUGUCGCGCUUUCCAUUCCAGCAGGGUGUUCUGGAAUGAAACACCAAAAUCCACAUUGACCGAAGGUGCCCUCGGCGACAAGAAAGAAAUCUACCACGAACCCUACGACGAAGAGCCGUUACCUUAUCUCAGCAGGCCUCUAGGGGUGCGGCAUCGACCAACGACGUCGCGUUUGAAUACCACAGAAAGGCUGAAAGGGUACUUGGAUACGGACAAGGUCAUGGCAGAGCGGGAACUUUUAGUGAAAGAGGCUUCAAAAGGAUAUUUUCACGAUUUGAAUCGAACAAGAAGACAUGGAGGAAAGACCUGGCUUGCUCCCAAGAGUCUAAUACGGGAAGACCAAGCCCUGUAUUUCCCGGACAUCCAGGGUAAAAAUCUCAAAGGACUUAAUAAGCACACGACAGAUCUCUGUAUUGGCCGAAUAACGGUGCUCGCCGUAAUCACUACGCGAAUAUCCGAGUUCCACGUCAAGGGCUUUUCGGAAUCAACCAACAACCGAUAUUUGUCCAAUCCAUUGUACCAAUUCGUCCAGAUCAACCUACAAGAAAAUCUCCUCAAAUCAUUGUUGGUCAACAUGUUUGCCAACUCUCUACGUUCCGUCAUACCUCCAGAGCUACACUCCACAUAUCUCGUGUCGAGUCAGAAUAUGGAGUACGAACGAGAUCCACUAAGCAUGACGAAUAGUCGAGUGGGCUACGUGUAUCUUGUCGAUGAAAAUCUUAAAAUUCGCUGGGCUGGCAGCGCAGGUGCUACCGUCGAGGAAGCACAGACCCUCGAAAUAUGCACUGGUGUGCUCUUGAAACGUCUAGAACAAUCGAAACCCGAGUCUGUGGCUUGAGAGUCCAUGAGGACCCGCCAUAAUCAUUGCUAAUCGCUGUAUAAAAUGCCGUCAUGAACUAGAUUAUUCGAUGUUCUGACGAACUCACUGUGCGCACAUGCAACUCAAUGAUCCGGUGUACGCGUUGACCAACAGAUAAUAUUGGUCAUCAAGGAAUCUGUUGUCGUCGAUAACACAAGUGUUCCUUGUACCAUGAAUGACAAUAUGAUGAAGAUAACUUGACACCGC